GCUCAACAGACAGCAGUGAUAAACAUUCUGGAACAAGAAGUUCGGCAGUGUGAAGUGACACCUGGUUAAGCUGCGAUCCUGCAUGGCGAGACUGAGACAGGACAAAUGAGACAAUUACCAUCCCCUUUAAAAAGAUCCUUUUCUGCAUUAUUCAGUCGUGAUUUCAGACUCACGUGUAGCAUGGGAUGCAUCCUUAAUUGUUGCCAGUUGGAGGUACCGGUGCCGUACAUAUACCAGUAUGCAAGAACUUCCCAACAAGGAAAUGAUGGAUACCGGUACAUGUAGCUACAUGUACAUCCUGGGGAUGGAUUCCAGUGCCGAUGACACAAUGGCUACAAUGCACAUGUACGACAAGUGUUCAUGUUGGAAGUUUCCCAAGCUACUGCUACUAAGGCUCCAUGCAGUCAAAAUCCAUCCACAACAGGCAAAGUGAAAGUAUGUACUGGGCAAAAGAACUUGUGAGUGGUAAUGACUCUGUUGACAACAUCUCAAUGGCACGGAAAAGCAAGGUGAACGGAAGGCCACCCAGCACAGGGCUUUCCACAUGUACAUGUACCAUGCUAUGUUUAGCACAAACAACAAAAUCACCAUUGUUACGCCGGACGCUGGUGAAGUGGUAGGCCAAAGGACGUGCAUGAUUUACGGAAGUUCUCAAUGAGUGAUUCAUUGCGAUAACAGGAUGACAUCCAUAGAGUCAAAAGCGCGCAAUGGGGGCUUGAUAACCGGAUGAUGCACGUGCAGCUGAUGUAAAUUGACUCACUGGUAAUCACUUUGUCCCACAUGGCUUUGGACUUGUGAGAUGUCAUGGGAAGUGGCACCAGUGCUCACAAGCCAAGUGCAAGUACUUCACCGACAGGUGGAAACAUGAACAACAAUAAGGACUGUGGAUUGGAUGCCCGCUCUUGUGAGGUUGUACCAGAUGGGACAGAUGCACCUUAUACAAACAAUGAAAACACUUUGGAGUCACAGACAACGGAAGACAAAAAUGAAGAUGGGGAAUCAUCGAAAGAACAGAACGUAGAAGAGAAGAAAGCAAGUAUUGCAGAGACAAUGGCAUUCUUGAUGACAGUCCAGGACUUUGCUACUGAAGAGUGCCACGAGAAAUUUACCACACUGGGCAAGAUCUCCAUGGACAGGGCCAAUCGGCUGGAGCUUGGGAGGUACAUCAUGGAGCUGGGCUUUGCUGACCUCUACGUCACCAUCCAUAGCAACCUCUACAGCCACGACCUGUUCAACCUGGAGAGCCCGGACGAGAGCCGCAAGCAGGCACAGGCCAACCUGAAGAAGAUGCGCGUGGCCUACUGGAACUUCACUGACUGCACGGCCGAGCUGUGCACGGCCCUGGGCCAGACUGGCGCCCUGGAGAUGACCAUCAAGGAGCUGACCCACCCAGAGCUGAGCCACGAUAAGCUGAAGAAGGAAGCCAAGCGGUAUGUAGUGCAGGGAGCCCUGGGGGUCCUGUUGAACUCCAUCCGCCUUGGGGAGGGGAACCGGGCCAUCUACCGCAAGGCGGGGGCCGUGGAGAUCCUCCACACCCUCAUGAGUUGCACCUUUCUCAUUGUACGUGUGCAGUGCCUUCUUACCUUGUCUUACAUCAUCAAUGAAGAAGAGAGCGAAAAGAUCACGGCAUCCGAUGGCUCAAUUGACACUCUGCUGACUUGGAUAAGAGAGGCCUUACGGACGAAAAACCACAAAACCAAACGAUUUGGCUUCUCAGUUGAGGAGCUCAUGAUCGGCUUGAACAACCUGGCGCUGAACGACAACAACAAGGUUAAAAUCGUGCAAAAGGGCGGUCUGGACCCCCUGGCCAAGAUGCUGACAGUGGCCUUCUCCAUUCAGGAGCAGGAGCUGGCCGCCGGACUGGCCUGGAAGCUGGCUUUUAUUCCGUCCAAUCGACCAGUCAUUCAGCAGCACAAGCCUCUCAUUGAAGCUUUGACCUCGAUGAGAGCAUGUGAAAGUGUGACUGUGCGUGAGGCCUGCACCGGUGCACUCUGGGAAACCAGUGAGGGUCAGAUUGACUUGCCGGGGCAUGUGCUGCACACUGAGCACCUGGCCAACGACAAGCACAUUAUGAUCAGCUACCAGUGGGACGUGCAGAGACGCAUGAUCAUGCUGAAGGACCAGCUGAUUAAAGCUGGCUACCGAGUCUGGAUGGACGUGGAUAAAAUGGAGGGUGAUAUUCUUGGGACUAUGGCAGAGGCUGUGGAGAACUCCGCAGUCGUCUUGGUGAGCCUGUCGCAGAAGUAUAAAGACAGUCACAACACACGAACAGAGGCCACAUAUGCCUACAAACAGAACAUUCCAAUCAUUCCCCUAUUGGUUGAGGAAGACUACAAUGCAGAUGGAUGGCUGGGGGCGCUGGUGGGAACCCUCUUGUACUUUAAGUUUUUCGAGGACGGCCAAGUGGAGCAGAAUCUGCCCCACCUGGUACAGGAGAUUGGCUCUCGUGGGAAAGCCGGGCAAGGAGAUGCAGUUGUCAUGAGAACAAACAUUCAACCUGUCAAGGCUCCCGUGACACAGAACAAGCCUCCAACCGCUCCGGCUGCCUCUGUCUCGACAGCAUCAGCAACAGCCGCACCACCGCUUCCCAAAGCGGGCCCAGUGGCCGUGACAUCCUGGGACAGCGGCCAGGUGCAGGCUUGGCUGAGGGAGAACCAGCUGGCCGGGGAGGGAGGUGUGGGGGACAAGCUGGCCGGCUUUGAUGGCCAGCUGCUGGCCCAGAUGCACAGGCAAUGCCAGCAGGCGCCUGAAUUCUUCCACAACGCUCUGCGGCACGACCUGGGCCUGGACUACCGCACUCUCCUCAGGCUGACCUGUGCCUUGGAGAAACUGAUGACUUGAGUGGGUGGUAACGACAGUCUCUUGCCCUCAAAUUAACUGACCCUGAAAAUGAGAGAAAAGGAUUCACAUCUGCAAUAGACCCUAUUCACGUGGAGGCCAUUAUUGAUCUUAUCCCCCAAAUCUGUUGUAUAUAUUGCAAACUGUCGAUCAGGAUGUCACCAGACUGUUUUAUACUUCCUUGCGUUCCAAGCCUCCCUUUCAAUAGUUUUUGGAAUCUGGCAUGGUACAAUUCUAUGUGUUCAAUCAAUUUCAAUUUGAAAUUAUUCAUUGGAGUGGACUUGUGGACAUUUGUCAUGAAAUUUCAUGUUAUUGCUUCAU
Molecule: messenger RNA, 3159 nt
Organism: Acanthaster planci (crown-of-thorns starfish)
Lineage: Eukaryota; Metazoa; Echinodermata; Asteroidea; Valvatida; Acanthasteridae
Biological process (GO): signal transduction
Source: RefSeq, a predicted model, not a curated record